AUGACACUGCCGGGAUCAACUACUGCGAGCAUUUGGUACACCGUCGCCCCCCGCCCCCACGCUCCGUCUCCCCCCGCCCCCACGCUCCGUCUCCCCCCGCCCCCACGCUCCGUCUCCCCCCGCCCCCACGCUCCGUCUCCCCCCGCCCCCACGCUCCGUCUCCCCCCGCCCCCACGCUCCGUCUCCCCCCGCCCCCACGCUCCGUCUCCCCCCGCCCCCACGCUCCGUCUCCCCCCGCCCCCACGCUCCGUCUCCCCCCGCCCCCACGCUCCGUCUCCCCCCGCCCCCACGCUCCGUCUCCCCCCGCCCCCACGCUCCGUCUCCCCCCGCCCCCACGCUCCGUCUCCCCCCGCCCCCACGCUCCGUCUCCCCCCGCCCCCACGCUCCGUCUCCCCCCGCCCCCACGCUCCGUCUCCCCCCGCCCCCACGCUCCGUCUCCCCCCGCCCCCACGCUCCGUCUCCCCCCGCCCCCACGCUCCGUCUCCCCCCGCCCCCACGCUCCGUCUCCCCCCGCCCCCACGCUCCGUCUCCCCCCGCCCCCACGCUCCGUCUCCCCCCGCCCCCACGCUCCGUCUCCCCCCGCCCCCACGCUCCGUCUCCCCCCGCCCCCACGCUCCGUCUCCCCCCGCCCCCACGCUCCGUCUCCCCCCGCCCCCACGCUCCGUCUCCCCCCGCCCCCACGCUCCGUCUCCCCCCGCCCCCACGCUCCGUCUCCCCCCGCCCCCACGCUCCGUCUCCCCCCGCCCCCACGCUCCGUCUCCCCCCGCCCCCACGCUCCGUCUCCCCCCGCCCCCACGCUCCGUCUCCCCCCGCCCCCACGCUCCGUCUCCCCCCGCCCCCACGCUCCGUCUCCCCCCGCCCCCACGCUCCGUCUCCCCCCGCCCCCACGCUCCGUCUCCCCCCGCCCCCACGCUCCGUCUCCCCCCGCCCCCACGCUCCGUCUCCCCCCGCCCCCACGCUCCGUCUCCCCCCGCCCCCACGCUCCGUCUCCCCCCGCCCCCACGCUCCGUCUCCCCCCGCCCCCACGCUCCGUCUCCCCCCGCCCCCACGCUCCGUCUCCCCCCGCCCCCACGCUCCGUCUCCCCCCGCCCCCACGCUCCGUCUCCCCCCGCCCCCACGCUCCGUCUCCCCCCGCCCCCACGCUCCGUCUCCCCCCGCCCCCACGCUCCGUCUCCCCCCGCCCCCACGCUCCGUCUCCCCCCGCCCCCACGCUCCGUCUCCCCCCGCCCCCACGCUCCGUCUCCCCCCGCCCCCACGCUCCGUCUCCCCCCGCCCCCACGCUCCGUCUCCCCCCGCCCCCACGCUCCGUCUCCCCCCGCCCCCACGCUCCGUCUCCCCCCGCCCCCACGCUCCGUCUCCCCCCGCCCCCACGCUCCGUCUCCCCCCGCCCCCACGCUCCGUCUCCCCCCGCCCCCACGCUCCGUCUCCCCCCGCCCCCACGCUCCGUCUCCCCCCGCCCCCACGCUCCGUCUCCCCCCGCCCCCACGCUCCGUCUCCCCCCGCCCCCACGCUCCGUCUCCCCCCGCCCCCACGCUCCGUCUCCCCCCGCCCCCACGCUCCGUCUCCCCCCGCCCCCACGCUCCGUCUCCCCCCGCCCCCACGCUCCGUCUCCCCCCGCCCCCACGCUCCGUCUCCCCCCGCCCCCACGCUCCGUCUCCCCCCGCCCCCACGCUCCGUCUCCCCCCGCCCCCACGCUCCGUCUCCCCCCGCCCCCACGCUCCGUCUCCCCCCGCCCCCACGCUCCGUCUCCCCCCGCCCCCACGCUCCGUCUCCCCCCGCCCCCACGCUCCGUCUCCCCCCGCCCCCACGCUCCGUCUCCCCCCGCCCCCACGCUCCGUCUCCCCCCGCCCCCACGCUCCGUCUCCCCCCGCCCCCACGCUCCGUCUCCCCCCGCCCCCACGCUCCGUCUCCCCCCGCCCCCACGCUCCGUCUCCCCCCGCCCCCACGCUCCGUCUCCCCCCGCCCCCACGCUCCGUCUCCCCCCGCCCCCACGCUCCGUCUCCCCCCGCCCCCACGCUCCGUCUCCCCCCGCCCCCACGCUCCGUCUCCCCCCGCCCCCACGCUCCGUCUCCCCCCGCCCCCACGCUCCGUCUCCCCCCGCCCCCACGCUCCGUCUCCCCCCGCCCCCACGCUCCGUCUCCCCCCGCCCCCACGCUCCGUCUCCCCCCGCCCCCACGCUCCGUCUCCCCCCGCCCCCACGCUCCGUCUCCCCCCGCCCCCACGCUCCGUCUCCCCCCGCCCCCACGCUCCGUCUCCCCCCGCCCCCACGCUCCGUCUCCCCCCGCCCCCACGCUCCGUCUCCCCCCGCCCCCACGCUCCGUCUCCCCCCGCCCCCACGCUCCGUCUCCCCCCGCCCCCACGCUCCGUCUCCCCCCGCCCCCACGCUCCGUCUCCCCCCGCCCCCACGCUCCGUCUCCCCCCGCCCCCACGCUCCGUCUCCCCCCGCCCCCACGCUCCGUCUCCCCCCGCCCCCACGCUCCGUCUCCCCCCGCCCCCACGCUCCGUCUCCCCCCGCCCCCACGCUCCGUCUCCCCCCGCCCCCACGCUCCGUCUCCCCCCGCCCCCACGCUCCGUCUCCCCCCGCCCCCACGCUCCGUCUCCCCCCGCCCCCACGCUCCGUCUCCCCCCGCCCCCACGCUCCGUCUCCCCCCGCCCCCACGCUCCGUCUCCCCCCGCCCCCACGCUCCGUCUCCCCCCGCCCCCACGCUCCGUCUCCCCCCGCCCCCACGCUCCGUCUCCCCCCGCCCCCACGCUCCGUCUCCCCCCGCCCCCACGCUCCGUCUCCCCCCGCCCCCACGCUCCGUCUCGCCCCGCCCCCACGCUCCGUCUCGCCCCGCCCCCACGCUCCGUCUCGCCCCGCCCCCACGCUCCGUCUCGCCCCGCCCCCACGCUCCGUCUCGCCCCGCCCCCACGCUCCGUCUCGCCCCGCCCCCACGCUCCGUCUCGCCCCGCCCCCACGCUCCGUCUCGCCCCGCCCCCACGCUCCGUCUCGCCCCGCCCCCACGCUCCGUCUCGCCCCGCCCCCACGCUCCGUCUCGCCCCGCCCCCACGCUCCGUCUCGCCCCGCCCCCACGCUCCGUCUCGCCCCGCCCCCACGCUCCGUCUCGCCCCGCCCCCACGCUCCGUCUCGCCCCGCCCCCACGCUCCGUCUCGCCCCGCCCCCACGCUCCGUCUCGCCCCGCCCCCACGCUCCGUCUCGCCCCGCCCCCACGCUCCGUCUCGCCCCGCCCCCACGCUCCGUCUCGCCCCGCCCCCACGCUCCGUCUCGCCCCGCCCCCACGCUCCGUCUCGCCCCGCCCCCACGCUCCGUCUCGCCCCGCCCCCACGCUCCGUCUCGCCCCGCCCCCACGCUCCGUCUCGCCCCGCCCCCACGCUCCGUCUCGCCCCGCCCCCACGCUCCGUCUCGCCCCGCCCCCACGCUCCGUCUCGCCCCGCCCCCACGCUCCGUCUCGCCCCGCCCCCACGCUCCGUCUCGCCCCGCCCCCACGCUCCGUCUCGCCCCGCCCCCACGCUCCGUCUCCCCCCGCCCCCCGGUAUUCCUGCCUGUCGUAA
Messenger RNA from Schistocerca piceifrons (Central American locust), 3552 nucleotides. Its product is annotated as basic proline-rich protein-like. Bases 1 to 3552 code for a protein of 1183 amino acids. The record is from RefSeq and is a predicted model, not a curated record. Lineage: Eukaryota; Metazoa; Arthropoda; Insecta; Orthoptera; Acrididae. The transcript is spliced from 2 exons.